Molecule: messenger RNA, 3291 nt
Organism: Anopheles cruzii
Lineage: Eukaryota; Metazoa; Arthropoda; Insecta; Diptera; Culicidae
Gene: sgl
Product: UDP-glucose 6-dehydrogenase
Exons: 4
Coding region: 502-2004 (500 amino acids)
Biological process (GO): glycosaminoglycan biosynthetic process
Cellular component (GO): cytosol; nucleus
Molecular function (GO): UDP-glucose 6-dehydrogenase activity; NAD binding
Source: RefSeq, a predicted model, not a curated record
CGCGAGUGGGUGCCAGGUGCCAGUGGACUAUCGCAGCCUACUACAAUCUGUUCCGGCUACGUGCAUAAUGGGCCAGUAACUAGAUCCACCAGUAAACCAAAGCACGCCAACCGAUCGCCCGAAGGGGCUCUUUCGCGAUCACGCUCCAAAACACGCUCUGAUGGUGGGCUGGUGGGCUUGAUCCGUCUUACGAUCCGGAUCGUGGUAAGAUCGCGAUCAUUCGGCGAGGAGCCUUCGGUGUGACUGGAUGUGCGCAGGAUUAGAGAGGAGGCCCACGGUGUAGCCGGUUUCGUUUUGUUUUGCGCGAAAGGGUGUGAAAAAUUACGAGUGUGUCCCAGGUCUGCAUGGCAACUUACUAUUUGCUGGCACCACACGAGUGAAACGAGUGAAACUGGUGGGACGCAACCAGGAGAGAAGUGGACGGUGAAUUGACGGUCGGUUUAACGAGAAAAGGCAAUAACUCAUCGCCGGACCCCGCUCUGUAGUUAGAAUCGCCAGAAGAUGGUCAUUUCGAAGAUAUGUUGCAUCGGGGCCGGCUACGUCGGUGGGCCAACCUGCAGCGUGAUGGCGUUGAAGUGUCCGGACAUCAAAAUAACGGUCGUCGAUCGCAGCACCGAACGGAUAGCCCAGUGGAACUCGGACAAACUGCCCAUCUACGAGCCCGGCCUGGACGAGGUGGUGCGCCAGUGCCGCAACCGAAAUCUCUUCUUCUCCACCGACGUCGAGACGGCGAUCCGGGAAGCGGAGCUGAUCUUCAUCUCCGUCAACACGCCAACGAAAACGUACGGCAAUGGGCGGGGCCGUGCGGCCGACUUGAAGUUUGUCGAAGGGUGCGCCCGGAUGAUCGCCGAAAUGUCGCAGAACAGUAAAAUCGUCGUGGAAAAGAGUACGGUGCCGGUGCGGGCCGCCGAAAGCAUCAUGCACAUCCUGAAGGCGAACCACAAACCGGGCGUCAAGUACGACAUCCUGUCGAACCCGGAGUUUCUGGCCGAGGGCACGGCCGUGGAGGACCUGCUCAAGCCGGACCGUGUGCUGAUCGGGGGCGAGCAGUCGGCCGAGGGCCAGGCAGCGAUCGAGAAGCUGUGCUGGGUGUACGAACACUGGAUACCGAAGAAGAACAUCAUCACGACCAACACUUGGAGCUCGGAGCUGUCGAAGCUGGCCGCGAACGCGUUCCUCGCGCAGCGCAUCUCCUCCAUCAACUCACUGUCGGCCGUCUGCGAAGCGACGGGUGCGGACGUGUCGGAAGUGGCCCGUGCCGUCGGGCUCGAUUCGCGGAUCGGGCCCAAGUUUCUGCAGGCAUCGGUCGGCUUCGGUGGCAGCUGCUUCCAGAAGGACAUCCUGAACCUGGUGUACAUCUGCGAGGGCCUCAACUUGCCGGAGGUGGCCGCGUACUGGCAGCAGGUGAUCGACAUGAACGACUACCAGAAGACGCGCUUCUCGCAGAAGAUCAUCGAGUGUCUGUUCAACACCGUCACCGAUAAGCGCAUCUCGAUCCUCGGGUUCGCGUUCAAGAAGAACACGGGCGACACGCGCGAAACGCCGGCCAUCGCCGUCUGUCGGACGCUGCUGGACGAGGGCGCCCAGCUGAACGUGUACGACCCGAAGGUGGAACCGGAGCAGAUCCUGGCCGAUCUGACGCACCCGGCCGUGACCGACAGUCCGGAGCACGUGAAGCGUGCCGUGCAGAUCUUUGCCGAUCCGUACGAUGCGGUGCGCGGCACGCACGCCCUCGUCGUCUGCACCGAGUGGGAUGAGUUUGUCAGUCUGAACUAUGAGCGUAUCUACGCGUCGAUGAUGAAACCGGCGUACAUCUUCGACGGCCGCAAGAUACUGCCGCACGAGAAGCUGCAACAGAUCGGGUUCCACGUGCAAACGAUCGGCAAGCGGUUGUCGCCGCAGCAGCUGGCCAACGGGACUGCCGGCCACGCGGCGGCGGCGGCGGCCGCUCCUUCUCUCACGAACGGACACUGCGCGGGUGGGGGAGACGUGGCGCAGGCCUAGUAGCUUUGCUGCCUCGUAGAUAGUACCGCUAGUGACAUCGCUUCGCCAGUAGAUUAUUACAUUAACCGCGCCCACAGCGACGACAGCGACGACAACGAUGAUGAUGACGACGACGAAGAUGAUGACAGUCGCCUUCCGGGUGCGGGACAGAGGAAACUGUUUCCUUUCGGAGCCACCUUCGGUCAGCGGUUGCUGUCGAACGAAGCCGCUGCCGGCUGGUGGCAAUGCUUUAUGCGCCUGGAUUGCACCGGAACUUUGAAGCCCUUCGAACAACAACAACAACAAGCACAACAGCCGCAAACCUCUCCCAGGCACCGGUUACAGCUGUACCAACGGCCGUACGACGGAGCACCGCCACCGCCACCGCCGGAACCGCAUCGGUGCCAGAUUGGGUGUCGCUUUGUGCGCAACGUACGCCACGCGAACUCCGGGACGCCCAAAAGUCCCGCCGGAAGCGAUGGCACCGGUGAUGACGGUGAUCACUUAACGAUACCACCGGAAGAUCGAAAGUAUUACUACUGACAUCGAGCCCUUCCAUCGACUUUCCCUUCCCCAAACAAACAUCACGCCCUCCCACAUCACAGAACAUCGGACGAUCGCGAUCCUUCAGACUAUCCCGAACCGACACCGACUGCUGCAUUGAACGGACGCUUCUAUCUCUCGCUAACCUUCCCUCCCUCUCUCUGCACCUUAUCUAUAUACUCGCUAGUUAUGUAGUCCUCUAGAUCGUAACAAUUCGCCAGUAGGGUGGCUUUAUCGAGCGCUAUAGGAUGGUAAGCGAAGCGUGGAUGUGUAAAGGAAAGGAUGUAUAAUUAUCCUUGCCAUCCUCUCAUAGGCCAGCUUUUGGCGGUAGUAUUUCUUGCAUUUUGUUGUGUCCGAACGAACGCGUCCACCAAAGGGCACUUAUUUAGUAUUUUGUUUCUAUACGCGAUUAAGAAAUAGCGCACGCGUGCGUUGAGACGAGCAUCGUAGCUUCCCACAGCCACGAAAGGUUGUUGAUUGCUUGCAAUGUAACAAUUGGCGUAGUUUGUAAGACGAGUGUACUUUAUCCAAACCCCUCGGUAGUGGCGCGGAACAAGCAGCGUUCCUUUUUUAUAUCCACGAAAACCAUUGCCCGACUCAUUGAUGCAUGCGAUAAGACAGACAGCGUGAUGAGCAAGUGAUUAUAGCAGGAGAAAUAUAUUUGUGUGCAAAAACACGGAAACUCUCAAGCGCGACAGUGAUUCUAUGCUGGACACCGACAGAGUGAACACCCCUCGAAACAUUCGAUCCUCAUCGUAGUGUGAU